GGCUCGGGUGGCUGCAGCAGAGAAAGCAAGGGGGUGGGUGGCAGGACGUGAGGUCAGAGGAGAAUGGGCGGCACCCUGUGGCUCACAGAUCCUUGAAAGGGUUUUGGUUUGGACUGAGCAGAACGGGGCCAUUGCAGAUCAACACGCACUUUAAAUGAUCAAAACCCCCAUCUUUCCCCUGGGAAGGAGGAAGCCAAGGCAGGCUGUGUUUCUGACUCACACGGGAGUCGGGGAAGUCGUAAACAACCCUGGAGAGAACAGCCAGGCCUGUUUCUGCAAGCCCAGACAAUGCCGGUGGAGGAGUUUGUGGCUGGCUGGAUCUCUGACUUGCUUCCUGGGCCUGGCACGAGGGCCCUCACUCAUAGCACCUUCUUGUCACCACAGGAGCUCUGGGCUUGGUCCUGGGACACCCCUUUGACACUGUAAAGGUGCGACUGCAGACCCAGACCACCUACCGGGGCAUCGUUGAUUGCAUGGUCAAGAUUUACCGCCACGAGUCCCUCCUGGGCUUCUUCAAGGGAAUGAGCUUCCCCAUUGCCAGCAUAGCUGUGGUCAACUCUGUCCUGUUUGGGGUCUAUAGCAACACCCUGCUGGUGCUGACGGCCACCUCCCACCAGGAACGGCGGGCCCAGCCACCCAGCUACACGCACAUCUUCCUAGCAGGCUGCACCGGGGGGUUCCUGCAGGCCUACUGUCUGGCUCCUUUUGACCUCAUCAAAGUCCGGCUACAAAACCAGACAGAGCCAAUGGCCCAGCCGGGUAGCCCCCAACCUCAGUACCGGGGGCCCGUGCACUGUGCAGCCUCCAUCUUCCGGGAGGAGGGGUACCGGGGGCUGUUCCGAGGAGCCUGGGCCCUGAUGCUGAGGGACACCCCCACGAUGGGGAUCUACUUCAUCACCUAUGAAGGGCUCUGUCGCCAGUACACACCAGAAGGCCAGAAUCCCAGUUCAGCCACAGUGCUGGUGGCAGGGGGCUUUGCAGGCAUUGCUUCCUGGGUGGCAGCCACGCCCUUAGAUGUGAUCAAGUCCCGGAUGCAGAUGGAUGGGCUGAGACGCAGAGUAUACCAAGGGGUGCUGGACUGCAUGGUGAGCAGUGUCCGGCAGGAAGGACUGGGGGUCUUCUUCCGGGGGGUCACCAUCAACAGUGCCCGCGCCUUUCCCGUCAAUGCUGUCACCUUCCUCAGCUACGAAUAUCUCCUCCGCUGGUGGGGAUGAGCCCUGUGGCAAUGCCAGUAGCUCCCCAUCAGGCCCACAGCCCGGAAGCCAGUUUGAGAUUGGAGGCCAGGUUGAAAAUCUGCAGCUUACAAAUCAGUGCAAGAGGCUCAGCCCUUCCUAACCAAGGCACCUCCCACCCGAGCAGAUCUAGGCUGGGCAGAUGCCUGCAGGAGCCAGAAGCCAGGGGGCUUGGGCAGCCUCCCUGUGUAGCUGGCCUUGACUCCUUUGCCUCCCACGUCUGUGAAACAGGGAGCAUGAGGCACAAGUGAGCUGGCAACAUCCCAGCCCCUGUCCUGUGCCUUCACCUCUUUUUUUUUUAUUUUGAGAUGGAGUCUUGCUCUGUUGCCCAGGCUAGAGUGUGGUGGAGCGAUCUCGGCUCACUGCAACCUCCACCUUUCUACCUUCCAGGUUCAAGCGAUUCUCCUGCCUCAGCCUCCCGAGUAGCUGGGACUAUAGGUGGGCGCCACCACGCCCAGCUAAUCUUUUGUAUUUUUAGUAGAGACAGCGUUUCACCAUGUUAGCCAGGAUGGUCUCAAUCUCCUGACCUUGUGAUCCGCCCACCUCAGCCUCCCAAAGUGCUGGGAUUACAGGUGUGAGCCACCAUGUCCAGCCGCCUUCACCUCUUAAGGAGAUCUGAGACUCUGCUUCUGAGAGUCCCCGCUGCCUUCCACCUCCCUGCCUUUCAAAGCUCUCUCCCCUAUGACGCAGGAUAACCCUAUGUCUCCUCCGGCCAGAAUCCUUCAGUGGCUCUCAUCACCUUCAGGGAAAGCCCAAACUCCUUCCAACUUCCAGGUUCCUCCCUCCCCACAAGGCUUUGUUCUCCUGGGGUUGCUUCCUGGACCCUGAAUAAGCUGUGCUCUCAUUGCCUGGGCUUGGCCAGCAGCGCCCGGCAGGGUGACUCCACCAUUCCCUGGGCUGGCCCCACUCUCCUCCGAGACCCAGGCUGAACCUGGUCUCCUGGUCCUUCCUUGACUCGCCUCCCCACCUGAGGCUGACUUUGGGGUUCCCAGACACCCCAGCCGCACACCUGCCUUGGUCAUAGCACUUGCCUGCGCUUCUUCAGAGUCGUUAAUUUGCUUCUCGGCUUCCCCACUGGACUAUGAGCUCCCUGAGGUCAGGGAUUGCGCUUUGGAUGGUUUCCAGCCUGAGCUUCGUGCUCAAACAGACGUGUGCAAUAAAUGCUCAUUAAAUGUUG
Piliocolobus tephrosceles (Ugandan red Colobus) is the source of this 2409-nucleotide messenger RNA. It is a transcript of the gene SLC25A45, whose product is annotated as solute carrier family 25 member 45. Bases 474 to 1214 code for a protein of 246 amino acids. Gene Ontology annotation, biological process: transmembrane transport. Lineage: Eukaryota; Metazoa; Chordata; Mammalia; Primates; Cercopithecidae. The transcript has 7 exons. The record is from RefSeq and is a predicted model, not a curated record. Gene Ontology annotation, cellular component: mitochondrion. Gene Ontology annotation, molecular function: transmembrane transporter activity.